Molecule: messenger RNA, 1933 nt
Organism: Plutella xylostella (diamondback moth)
Lineage: Eukaryota; Metazoa; Arthropoda; Insecta; Lepidoptera; Plutellidae
Source: RefSeq, a predicted model, not a curated record
UAGUCAUGUUACAGAGAAUAGCCAACCGACGCGUAUUUUGUACUGAAUAUAUUUUGAUAUGCAUUUAAUUUAAGAUAAUGUUUAUUUUGAUAACCUUAUUUAGUUUUAGAAUGUUAUUUAGGAAGUGAAUUUACAGUGUGUGUGGUGUGCGUGUUUUAGAAUGCGUCACUCCUGGCCACAACUGCCACCGCUGCUGCUGCUGCUGUCACUGGUGUGUGCGGAGCUGCAGUGCGGCGCGCGGCUCGCCCGCCUGUGCCGCGGGGCAGUGCACGUCGCCUGCCAGUUUACUGAGCCAGGUCCGGGAGAGGCUUGCGAGAACUACACGGAAGUCAAGUUCAACGACGAACUGAAACAUUUUAUGAUUCACUACAUCAACAGACGACGGCAAAAGGUAGCAAGCGGACAUGAAAGAGUUAGAGGUGGAGCCAAACUACCAAAACCAGAACUUAUGAUGUUUGUGGAAUGGGAUCGAGAGCUCGCCAUGCUAGCUCAAAGGCUCGCUGACCAGUGCCUGUUCACCCACGAUGAGUGCAGGGCGACAGUCCGCUACCCCUACGCGGGGCAAGCGGUAGGCGAGGUGCGGUGGCGCAAGACCUCCGACUCACCCUCCCUGAUGGCCAUGAAGGCCAUACGGCGCGUGCUGGACGCGUGGUGGGGCGAGCGCCGCCGCGCCGCGCCGCGACAGCUGACGCAGCCGUUUCACCUCGGCAGGGAGUCUUCUGGCUGGGGCCACUUCAGCCAGCUCGCAGUCUGGUCGCUCCGAGCCGUGGGCUGCGGCGCAGUCAUCCACGGCACGGAGCCACAGAAGCUGCUGCUAGUCUGUGACUUCUCCCACACCAACAUGCUGGGACAGCGCACCCUCAAGGCUGGUCCACUCGCGCCCUGCCCGUUUAAUACUGUGAGGAAACGACACUCGCCGUACUAUUUGUUGUGUGCUCCGAUCCGGUCAGCUACAAAAUUAUUGGAAGAUGGUGAGACGAAUGAAGAUGAAGAAGAAAUUCGAGUUCCACCGGCAGAGCAUCGAGGGUUCCACGCGGACGAUACGGCAGACUACGUUGAUACGGUCACAGACCUACACAUAACUAACAAAACAUUCAGUCAUCGAAACAAAGAUAGACCUAAGAUUGGAGAUAAGGAAGAUAAAGAUCAAAACGAUAAAAGCGAAGCGAAAGUAUACAAUUAUUUGUAUGAAUUAACAAAAGACAUCGAAAAUAAUGAUAAGCAACCCAUCACAUAUACAACAACGCCAAUAGUAACCGAUUACGAUAGUGAAAAACCUAAUCAAGAUCGUAACACAGAAGAAGACAUCGAAAAAAAUACAACUGAAGUCAAACCCGAAAAAACAGAUAGAAGUCCUCUUGAUGAUGAUAGGUUCUUAGUAGAUGCGGGAAAGGGAGAGGUAGACGAAGACAAAAUAGAUGUUGAUGAUGACUUAUCCGUGAAAGAAAAGGAUGACUCUGUUAUGUAUGGCACCGACUCUAGAAGGAUGGUGUUUAUCAAUACAACACCUGCGAAAGAUGGAAAGUUAAAUGAAGCUACUUUUCCAAAUUUUGAAAGGCUACCGAACCCGAGUACUGUGGGAAGGCGGAGUAACUUGGAGCCACACCAACAACACAGUCAGAAUAACCCGCUCAUGGUCGCCAAACAUAAUCUCAAUGAGUUUACUUUCGAGGCGCGGAGACUAACGUACGAAGACCCGCGUCCCCACAAGGAGAAGAUGAAGCGGAGGAACUGGCACCAGACGAGGCACAGGCCCGACAGACCAGGCGCAAAAGCUUUGUUAAGCUCAACUUUGCCCGCGAAUCUACAGACACGCAGCACUACUAGGGUGACCCUCAUGAUGGACAAGGAAGAUGAAGAGCAACUGUACAAAGACACGGGAUUCAGUAUUAAAUGGAAUAGUUAGAAGUACAAGAAAUAAAUAAAAAUAUAC